Molecule: messenger RNA, 1411 nt
Organism: Tripterygium wilfordii
Lineage: Eukaryota; Viridiplantae; Streptophyta; Magnoliopsida; Celastrales; Celastraceae
Exons: 3
Coding region: 724-1269 (181 amino acids)
Molecular function (GO): protein dimerization activity
Source: RefSeq, a predicted model, not a curated record
GUAGUCAAAAUCGCGCUUAUGCUCGUAAAAUCGCUCGAUCUUACGAUCUUACCUAAGAUUUCGAGUAGAAUAGUGGUAAACUCGUUGCCACAUCAAGAUCGACGCAGAUCGCGCUUAAACUCGUUAAAAUCGUUAAAAUCGCGAUUUUAUACACGAUUUUAACGAUCUUGAGAACUGUCCUUAUAAGCCUAUGUGUUAGACUGGGCCUUAUUUUUUGGGCCAAUUUUUAUUAUUCUGAGUUCUUAUAUUAUUCUGGCCCAAUUCAACCUUAGCCCAAGUUCUUAUGUUAUUAUGGCCCAAUUCAACCUUAGCCCAAGUUCUUAUACAGCCAAGCCAACUCCUUAUUACAGUUCGUGAAAUUUCUAACCUAGAAUACUUCAUCGACUGAGAACUGAGAAGACGCCGACAAGUGGUCCUGGAGAUGAUGCAAUAGUGAUCUGAUACUGAAGUUUCUCUUGACUCUGUGACUAUUCUACACCUCGACCAUUCUGUUAUACGCCUAUUUGGAAGAUUAUUGAUGAGAGGUGGACUAAGCAACUUCAUAGGCCAUUACAUGCUGCAGCCCACUAUCUAAACCCCCGAAUUCAUUAUCGUCCAAGCUUCAAUCCUAAUGAUAAGGAGGUUAAAAAUGGGUUGUUUGAUAGCUUGGAUACGUUGGUGAAGGAACGAAAUGAAAGAAAUACAAUAAUCUCACAGCUUGAUAUAUUCCAUCAUGGUCAAUGUAUGUUUUCUAGGAUUGAUGCUAGGGAUUUAUUAGAGAAAAAGCAUCCUGCUGAUUGGUGGAACACUUAUGGAGAUGAUGUUCCCGAACUUCAAAGAUUUGCUAUUCGAGUGCUUAGUUUAACUUGUAGCUCUUCUGGAUGCGAGCGUAACUGGAGUGCAUUUGAGAUGGUUCAUACCAAGAAAAGGAAUCGUCUUCACCAAAAGAAGAUGAAUGACUUGGUGUUUGUGAUGUACAAUUCCAAAUUGAAGAAUAAGAAAUUUAGAAGUAUGGAGUUGCCAACCUUUGAAGAUAUUGGUUCAGAUAAUGAAUGGAUCACGGAGGGAGGUGUGGAUGUUCCUUCUCCUAAUGAGGAUGUCAAUGCUCAAAUUGUUGAACCGGUUGGAAAUGAUGGGAUUCAUGAUAUGACAAUUGAACUUGAUAGCAACCCAAUUGAGGAUGAAGAUAUAGAAGAAAAUGUGAAUAUGGAGGAGGGAGAGGGAGAUGAAUAUAAUGGGAGUGAUGGUGGUGGGAGUGGUGAAGAUGAUGAUCUUGAUGAUUUGUGUUAAUUUAUUAGUUUGUAUGUUUGUUGUUGGAACAUGAGAUUGAAUUUAUGUAGCAUGUGUUUAAUUUUUAGUAUGUUUGAUUGUUAGAACUUUGAACAUGUAUGGCAUUAUCUAAUUAUUAUUGCAUUAUGUUAUUCUUGUUACA